Naegleria fowleri is the source of this 1461-nucleotide messenger RNA. RefSeq lists its product as uncharacterized. The transcript is spliced from 3 exons. Bases 1 to 1461 code for a protein of 486 amino acids. Gene Ontology annotation, cellular component: nucleus. The record is from RefSeq and is a predicted model, not a curated record. Gene Ontology annotation, biological process: base-excision repair; nucleotide-excision repair; base-excision repair, AP site formation. Gene Ontology annotation, molecular function: 8-oxo-7,8-dihydroguanine DNA N-glycosylase activity; damaged DNA binding. NCBI's taxonomy places the organism in Eukaryota, Heterolobosea, Eutetramitea, Acrasida, Naegleriidae.
AUGAGUAAAUUCCGAUUGAUGAAAUUUGGUACUCGCCUUCUUGAUCUCGAGACUACAUUAUUGUGUGGACAAACAUUCACGUGGAAACAUUUCAAAACACCACAUGCUUCGUCCUUUGUCGGAGUUCUUGGAAAUCAUGUUUUGGAAUUGACGACCAAGCCAUCAAGUUCUCAUCUCAUUCACAGCAAUUCCAAUGAUCAUUUUGAAGAAUUGAAGAACAUGAUAACAAGUAAAUCAACGUUGAGUGGUAGUAGUGACAUUUCAUGCAGUGCUGCUUCUUCGUCCGUUGAAACAGAUCAAUAUGUCUAUUAUAGAAAAUUAUUCCCAAUAGCCAAAAACAAUCAAUCCGAAAGCGAACUCUCCACAGAGUUCUCAGAACCAAUCGACGAAACUACUCUCUAUGCAGAAAUUGAACAAUUAAUGGAUGAAUUUUUCCAUUUCAAUACUUAUGAUAUUUGUCAAUUACAUGAAAAUUUUGCAACCUCAGAUCCAAAAUUAUUUGGAAAAAUUGUCAAGUAUUAUCAAGGAUGGCGAUUAUUGAAAUUGGACCCAAUUGAAACACUUUUUUCAUUCAUUUGUAGCUCAAAUAAUAAUGUUUCAAGAAUUACGAAAAUGGUUCAAUCUUUAUGUGAAGAUUAUGGAACGUACUUGGGAGAAUUUAGUAUUGAUGAAGGAAACACCACAUUUCCAAUGUAUAAAUUUCCAACAUUGGAGCAAUUAGAGAAUAGUACAGAACAAGCUUUAAAAGACAAAAACUUUGGAUAUCGAGCGAAAUACAUUGUUCAAACCAUUCAAAAGUUAAAGAAAAAACCAGAGAAUUAUUUACUCACACUACAAAAUAAGGAAUUAUUUCCUACCACACAACACGUAUUGGACGAAUUGAAACAAUUUUCUGGAGUGGGUAUGAAAGUUGCUUCCUGUAUUGCCUUAUAUUGUUGCAAUCGAUUUGAUUGUGUUCCUACCGAUGUUCACAUUUUGAGAAUUGCCAGAAAUUGUUAUCCUUCCAUGAAAAAGUGUAUUCAAGAAAAGAAGACACUCUCAGAGAAGGAUGUAAAAUUGGUCAUGAAAGAGUUUGUAAAUAUCUUUGGAGAAUAUGCUGGUGUUGCUCAAAUGAUACUUUACGGAAGUCAAUUGUCACAAUUUAAGGAACGAAUUCCACAGGAAGUGAGAGAAAGUAUAUUUUCUGAGGCAAAAAAGAAGAGAUCGAAAAAAGAGAUGGCACGUAGUGAUGAAGAUAGCUCUGAUGAGCAAGACAACAAGGAUCAUGAGCACAACGAUGCAGAAGCAUUGUCAUCAAUAUCGUCACAAGAGGAGGUUGAUCAAGAACCAAUUAUUGCUCCCAAAAAGAGAAAAAGUAAUUCAAUCGAGAAAGCCACAGAGAAAAUAGAUGAUGCAUUAAUUGCUUCCCAGUUUAGUUUGAAUGGUUGUUAUGCUGCGUCGACAAGUUCGUACAUUCCUUAA